This is a messenger RNA of Cuscuta epithymum, 2025 nucleotides long. The record is from the annotation of a GenBank genome assembly. Lineage: Eukaryota; Viridiplantae; Streptophyta; Magnoliopsida; Solanales; Convolvulaceae.
CGAGUAUUUCUCACUCCGUGAAACUGACCCUCCACCCGCCAUCAAUCAUUCUCUUGGAUUUAAGAGGAGAAUUUCAUUCCAUGCACCCAUUUGUGUCUUGCUGACCACCCGCAAAGGUUUUAUCUACUCCCCCUUCCUCUUUUAUCUUCUCAGGUUACUAGCUUCCAUGUUUUAUUGACCAUUUGUGCUUAAUUAUUUUGAUAUGUUUCUUUUAAUCUAUUGUUUCUGAUUCAGCUCAUCACAUCUGCCGGCUGGCCGAACUGGGCAAACUGAUUUUAGUACUCCUUAUAUGGAUUAGAAUUUGAUUGUGUAAACUAACUGAAUGAUGCAAAUAGUCAGGAAACUGUAUCUAUGGAACGAUCAGGAGUUACUAGGGGGGGGGGGGGGGGGGUUAGGGGCAAAAAUAGCAAUUCAAGAACAUGACAAGGGAUUUGUGUGCUUCUAUCGAUUCCAUUUCAUUUGGAUGAUACUAUUCUUGACUCCUCAAUUCUGUGAGUAACAAGGGAUGUUUAUGUGCUCAGGUGAUAUCAAUUCCAGAACAUGGAGACUAUAACAAAUGUUAAUGAAUAUGAAGUCAUUGCGAAGGAGAAAUUGCCAAAAAUGGUUUAUGAUUAUUAUGCCUCUGGUGCAGAAGACCAAUGGACUCUCAAAGAGAACCAAAAUGCAUUUUCUAGGAUUCUAUUCCGACCACGGAUUCUUGUGGAUGUGAGUAAAAUUGAUACCACCGCAACUGUAUUGGGAUUCAAGAUUUCUAUGCCCAUCAUGGUUGCUCCCACUGCUAUGCAAAAAAUGGCUCAUCCUGAAGGAGAAUAUGCUACUGCCAGAGCAGCUUCAGCUGCAGGAACAAUAAUGACGCUUUCUUCAUGGGCUACUUCCAGUGUCGAAGAGGUUGCUUCCACAGGACCUGGAAUUAGAUUUUUCCAGCUCUAUGUGUACAAAGACAGGAAUAUCGUUACACAAUUAGUUAAAAGAGCUGAAAGGGCCGGUUUCAAGGCAAUCGUCCUCACAGUAGAUACACCGAUUCUUGGGCGAAGGGAAGCUGAUAUUAAGAAUAGGUUUGUUUUGCCUCCUCAUUUGACACUCAAGAAUUUUGUGGGAUUGGACCUAGGGAAAAUGGAUAAGACGAAUGACUCUGGACUUGCAUCCUACGUUGCAAGUCAAGUUGACCGGUCACUUAGCUGGAAGGAUGUGAAAUGGCUGCAGACAAUAACUACACUGCCAAUUCUGGUGAAGGGUGUAUUAACCGCAGAGGAUGCAAAGUUAGCUGUGCAAAAUGGGGCAGCUGGGAUUAUUGUAUCGAACCAUGGUGCUAGGCAACUCGAUUACUCCCCUGCUACUAUUAUGGCCUUGGAAGAGGUUGUCAAAGCUGCACAAGGCAGAGUUCCUGUUUUCCUUGAUGGAGGAGUUCGGCGUGGAACUGAUGUCUUCAAAGCACUGGCUCUUGGAGCAUCCGGCAUAUUUAUAGGAAGGCCUGUUGUGUUUUCCUUGGCUGUCAAUGGGGAGGCAGGUGUAAGAAAAGUUCUGCAGAUGCUCCAUGACGAGUUUGAGCUGACAAUGGCUUUGAGCGGCUGUCGAACCAUCGAUGAAAUCACCCGUAACCACAUCGUAACUCCAUGGGAUGCUCCACGUGUUGCUCCCAGGCUGUAACACCAUUCCUACAACUAUAUAUAUGGUCAAAGGUUCUUUUGAAGCUUACAUCUCGGUAAAAUAAGACAUCCUGAAUAACUUGCACAGUGUCUAGCAAAGCAAGCUCGAUGUUUAUGUUGAUAAAUAAGGGGAGGAAAUACAUGGAUUUAUUUCCUUGUCCUCCCAUGAUGUUAAAUUGUUAACUUUGAUAAGUGAUUUGUAAAUAGUAUUGUAAACCUAGUUUGUGUAAGUGACAUUCAUCUUCAACGGCAAUACGGCAUGUGUCGUACGAAGGAUUAAAUAGAGUGGAAAGAGCAUUUAAUUUAUUCAUUGGGACAAGAAAGUAUAAAAGAAAAUGCUACUCCAUACUCAAUUGGGCCAACUUUUAAGGGUUUAAUG